This is a messenger RNA of Lasiodiplodia theobromae, 1299 nucleotides long. RefSeq names its product Translocation protein sec62 protein. The transcript has 3 exons. Lineage: Eukaryota; Fungi; Ascomycota; Dothideomycetes; Botryosphaeriales; Botryosphaeriaceae. Gene Ontology annotation, cellular component: endoplasmic reticulum; endoplasmic reticulum membrane. Gene Ontology annotation, biological process: post-translational protein targeting to membrane, translocation. The record is from RefSeq and is a predicted model, not a curated record. The coding region runs from base 1 to 1299 and encodes 432 amino acids.
AUGGCUACACCUCCCAACCAGGGCCCCGCAGGCCCGCAAGCUGGACAACCAAUGCCGGGCCCGAUGCCCGGCCCCGGUGGCCCUAUGCCUCCGCCGCUUCGUCCAGGCCAGCAACCCACCCAGGAGCAAAUCGCGUUCAUGCAGCGCCAACUGGCCGCAGAGGCGCAGAAGCACGGCAUGACCGUGCCGCAGUACGUCGAGCAGCUUAAGGCGCAGGCCAUGCGCCAGCAGCAGAUGAUGCAACAACAGGCCGCUCAGCAGCAAGCUGCCCAGCAGGGCGGCCCGCCUCCGCAGCAAGGACAGCCGCGCCCUAUGCCUCCCGGAGCCCAGCCUGUCCAGCCCGGUCCCCCAACUCCCCAGGCCAUCGCCGUUGCGAACUUCCUCAGAAGCCAGGAUCUGAAGCCUCGCACGUGCAUUUUCAACGAGAAGCGCAAGGACAUGUUUCGAGUCAAGCGCGCUAUUCGUGCUCUCCACUCCGAGGCCUACCAGAAGGCCCGCGCGAAGAACAAUCUGCUCCCGCCUGUUACGGACCGUGCUACUGCCGAAAAUGCGUUCAAGCUACUCCCCCUCUCCCUCCUUGCUCUCCGCGUUACCAAAAUCGACCCGCACGAGGGCCACGCCCAUGGAAAGAAGAAGCGCGUCAAGGGACUCUGGACGGUGAAGGUGGAACAACAGCAGAACGCGGACGACGAUUCUCACUACGUGUGGCUGUAUGAGGGCCCCCAGUGGAAGCAGAAGCUGUACGCUGUCCUUGCUCUGAUUGCCGUCUUUGCUGUUGUGAUGUUCCCUCUGUGGCCGCUCGUUAUGCGUCAAGGCGUCUGGUACCUCAGCAUGGGCAUGCUUGGUCUGAUUGGUCUCUUCUUCGCCAUGGCUAUUUUCCGCCUGAUCUUGUUCUGCAUCACCGUCUUCAUCGUUCCGCCUGGUCUCUGGCUGUAUCCCAAUCUCUUUGAGGAUGUCGGAUUCUUCGACUCGUUCCGGCCCGUGUGGGCUUGGCAGGAGACCGAGGAAGACAAGAAGAAGGCAAAGGAGGCAAAGAAGGCAAAGAAGGCGGAAAGGGUUGAGAAGAAGAAAGCCAAGGAGGCCGCCGCUCACAGCCACAACCACCCUCACAAUCACGCCCAUGCACACGGACCCACUCCAACCACGGCACCUGCACCCGCAGCACCGGCCCAGGAAGAGCCGGCUGCAGCUCCUGAGGCGCCCGUCGACGGUGCCCCUGCCGCAACUGGUGUUGAACAGCCGGCUGGAGAAGUGCGCCAGCGAAUGCAGGCGAGCGUUGAGGAGGCUGACGAGGAGUAG